This is a messenger RNA of Beta vulgaris subsp. vulgaris (sugar beet), 2048 nucleotides long. RefSeq names its product inactive beta-amylase 4, chloroplastic. The transcript has 10 exons. The record is from RefSeq and is a predicted model, not a curated record. Bases 106 to 1689 code for a protein of 527 amino acids. Gene Ontology annotation, biological process: polysaccharide catabolic process. Gene Ontology annotation, molecular function: beta-amylase activity. NCBI's taxonomy places the organism in Eukaryota, Viridiplantae, Streptophyta, Magnoliopsida, Caryophyllales, Amaranthaceae.
UUCAGAACUUCCCAUGUAAUCUUGGAAAGCAAAACUUCCACUCUUUCUCUUUCUCUCUCUAAAAAAAACCCCACUUUCUCCAUCUAAAUUCGAGCAAAGCCUUCCAUGGCGGAUGUGCUCUGUAAAUGCAGCGGGAGAAGAAACUGCUACGCCGUCAACGAACUUCUAUUUGAAAUCAGAAAGAGUAGAAACGGCUUUAAAAAUCUUCGAAACGUUUCGACCAUUGUAUUUUCUCCUUAUAAGAAGAAAAUUUCCAAAUGGAGAUCUAUAAUGGGGAAAAAUAGUCGUGUUUUCAGUAUGGAUGCACGAGAGAAGUCAAGAUCAUUGAUUUUAAAGUCAUCAAAACAGAAGAGAGUGCCUGUCUUUGUGAUGAUGCCCCUUGAUUCCUUUGGCAUUGAUACUCUUGGGACCCCGAGAAUAAAAAAAAUCAAAGCCCUGUCUGUAUCCCUUAAAGCCCUGAAGCUGGCUGGUGUCCAUGGAAUUGCAGUUGAGGUUUGGUGGGGAAUUGUGGAACACACUUCUCCUCAUGCUUAUGACUGGUCUCUUUAUGAAGAGCUUUUUAAACUGAUAUCUGAAGCAGGUCUGAAGUUGCACAUUGCCUUGUGUUUCCAUUCAAAUGUUCACUUAUCGUCUCAACAUAAAGGCUCUGUGAGCCUUCCAUUUUGGAUUCAAAAGAUCGGAGCUAUCGACAGAGACAUUUACUACCGAGAUCAGCAUGGAAAUUUCUGUGACGAUUAUCUUUCACUUGGAGUGGAUGAGCUUCCUUUAUUUUGUGGCCGUACUGCCCUCCAAUGUUACGAAGACUUCAUCUUCAGUUUCCUAGACAAAUUUGACUUGUUAAUUGGUCAUGUAAUAGAAGAAAUAAGUGUCGGUCUUGGUCCUUCUGGCGAACUUAGGUAUCCUGCUCACGCAUAUGCUGGUGGUCGAUGGAGAUUUCCUGGAAUUGGUGAAUUCCAGUGCUAUGAUAAGUACAUGAUGGAGGAUCUGAGGAUAGCUGCUUGCCUAGAAGGAAGACCUCAGUGGGGAGGGAAGGGCCCCCAGGAUGCUGGUUGUUACAACAGUUCUCCAUCGGGAGUUCCUUUCUUUGAAGGCGGUCAAAGAAGUUUCCUUUCUGACUAUGGGCAUUUCUUCCUUGUAUGUACUUCUCCUGAAAGUGGUAAGCUGCUUCAUCAUGCAGAUGCUAUUCUUGGGAAAGCAGCAGAUAUGUUGAAGAAAUAUCAACAAGAUGAUAAAACAUCUGUUCUGCUAGUGGCAAAGAUUGGUGCAGUAUAUUGGUGGUACCAGACCUUAUCACAUGCCGCUGAACUUACAGCUGGCUAUUAUAACACUGCUCAGAGAGAUGGCUAUGAUCCCUUAGCUUUGGUGUUGUUUCGUCAUGGUGCAGCUCUACACAUAUCGUGCUUAGAGAUGAUGGACAGUGAGACACCACCAGGUAUUUCUUGCAGUCCAGAAGGAUUACUACAACAGCUUCAAGCAGUCUCAAAGAGAAGGACUAUAAGUUUGACAGGAAGGAACUAUAAUGAACGUUUUGACAAGGCUGGACUACAGCAAAUACAAGCCAAUUGUUACAAUCCAGAGGCAGAAUCUGUAAGAUCAUUCACUUACUUUAGAUUGAGCGGCAACAUUUUUAAGGCCGAAAAUUGGUGCAACUUUGUUCCCUUUGUCAGAAACAUGAAUGCAGAACAGUGAAAAUGCCAUUCAACCAUUUUGUUGUUAAAUAUUUGAAUAGAACAGCCUUCGCUGCCUCGUAAUUUUUGUCAGGCAGGGUAAUUUCUUGGCUGUUCAACGCACUGACUACAUCGACUUCUGUAUUCUUCAUUCUUUACAGAUGUAUAUAUCCCUCCUUCAAUGUCAGGGUAGUUACAAUUGUAGUUCUACAGGAAUUAUCAGUUGUUCUAGGGUAAUUUAAUUUUUUAACUUUUGCCCUUAGAAUGUAUAACAUCAUUAUGUAAUGAAACUGAUUGUUUACCACACUUAGCAUGUGAAUACUCAUUUGUUUUCUUCAAGUGACUUGUUAAGGAAAAGGUUUAUUUCCAGACAUCAGAUCA